AUGAAAAAUAAUUCCAAUCAUAGUACAACUGAUAAACCACAAUUACUAUGGCUAAGACAUUUUGGUGCUGGUGUUUGUGCUGGUGGUAUAAGUCGUACAUGUACAGCUCCAAUUGAUCGUUUACGAACUUUUUUUCAAGUUUAUGGUCUUGAUUCCCAUGCACGAAUGACUAUAAGUACAACAGUAACUUCCAUGGUUAAAGAAGGUGGUAUUCGAUCAUUAUGGCGUGGUAAUUUAAUGAAUGUAAUUAAAGUAUCACCAGAAACUGGUCUACGUCUUAUGUCUUACGAAGCAUUUAAACGAUUGUUAGGACAAACAUCAACACAUGAAAUUCAUAUAUUUCAGAAGUUUUUAUGUGGUUCAGCAGCUGGUUUUACUGCUAGUGCAUUAAUAUAUCCAAUGAAAACCAUUAAAACUCGAUUAACUAUACGUAAAACAAAUGAAUAUAAAUCAAUUGUGGAUUGUAUUAUGAAAAUAUAUCGAAUCGAAGGUUUACGUGCUUUUUAUAAAGGUUUAUUACCAAGUGCCUUAGCUAUUCUUCCAGCAAGUGGUAUUGAUCUUGCAUUAUAUGAAACAUUGAAACGACGUAUAGAAGCAUAUAAGGGUUAUACAACAAAUCCAUUAGAAAAAUUAAUUGUUGGUAAUAUAUCGAAUGGUGUUAGUCAAUUUUUUAUUUAUCCAUUAUUAAAUGUUCGAACACGACUUCAAUCAAAUGUUGGUAAAACUGAUACUAUGACACAAAUUUUAAAACGUUUAUGGAUAAAUCAUGGAAUACGAGGUCUUUAUAAUGGAUUUUCAUUACAUAUGUUACGUUUGGCACCAUCGAGUGGAAUUUCAUUUCUCACUUUUGAAUAUAUUAGUAAAUUAUUAGGAGCUAAAGCUUUGUAA
Molecule: messenger RNA, 888 nt
Organism: Adineta steineri
Lineage: Eukaryota; Metazoa; Rotifera; Eurotatoria; Adinetida; Adinetidae
Source: the annotation of a GenBank genome assembly